GUUUCCCGGCAGGCCAGGCGCCAAGGCCGCCGGCGGGACUGGAGUUGCCGCGCUGGCUUUUAGAGAGUGACUGUCAGGUUUGGUUUCUGUGGUCGCGAUGGCCUCGUUCGUCACGGAAGUUUUGGCACACUCGGGGAGGCUGGAGAAGGAGGAUCUGGGCACCCAGAUCAGCCGCCUAACGCGGCAGGUGGAGGAGAUCAAGGGUGAAGUAUGCACUUUGAUCAGCAAGAAGUAUAGUGAAUUCUUGCCUAGCAUGCAGAGUGCACAGGACCUGGUUACACAGGUGGAUAAACUGUCUGAUGACAUUGACCUUUUGAAGUCCAGGAUCGAGAGAGAGGUCCGCAGAGAUCUUCAUGUAUCAACUGCUGAAUUUACAGACUUGAAGCACCAGUUGGAAAGAGACUCAGUAGUCCUAAGUUUGCUUAAACAGCUACAAGAGUUUUCUACUGCUAUUGAAGAGUAUAAUUGUGCAUUAACAGAGAAGAAGUAUGUCUCUGCUGCUCAGCAUCUAGAAGAGGCACAGAAAUGCUUGAAGUUAAUAAAAUCUAGAAAAUGCUUUGAUUUAAAAAUCUUGAAAUCUCUCAGCAUGGAGUUCACAAUACAGAAACAGAACAUACUUUAUCACCUUGGAGAAGAGUGGCAAAAACUGAUUGUGUGGAAGUUCCCACCAUCAAAAGAUACCAACAACUUGGAAUCUUGCCUACAAACAGAACUUCAUUUAUGUACAGAACAACCUCAGAAAGAAGAGAAGACCCCAGUGCCUCCAAUUAGUUCUGUCCUCUUGGCAUUUUCUAUUCUUGGAGAGCUACAUACCAAGCUUAAAUCAUUUGGUCAAAUGCUGCUGAAGUAUAUCCUUAGGCCUCUGACAUCUUGCCCAUCCCUUUAUGCUGUGAUAGAAUCCCAGCCCAACAUCAUUAUCAUUCGCUUUGAAUCUGUGAUGACUGACUUAGAACAUCCACCACCAUCUGAAGUAUUUUCAAAGAUCAGACUGGUAUUGGAAAUGCUGCAGAAGCAACUUCUAGAUUUACCUCUUAAUAAUGACCUAGAAAAUGAAAAAACAUCUAAGAUCACUUUGGCUGAGAUGCUUGGUGACAUGAUCUGGGAGGACUUAUCUGAGUGCCUCAUUAAAAACUGUUUGGUUUAUUCUAUCCCAACAAAUAGCAGCAAGUUACAGCAGUAUGAAGAGAUCAUACAGUCCACUGAAGAUUUUGAGAAUGCCCUAAAGGAGAUGAGGUUUUUAAAAGGAGAUACAACUGAUUUGCUAAAAUAUGCCCGAAACGUCAAUUGUCAUUUUGCUAACAAGAAGUGUCAGGAUGUGAUUGUAACAGCUAGAAACCUAAUGACCUCUGAAAUUCAUAACACUGUGAAGAUUACUCCUGACUGUAAGACAGUGGUGCCAGACUUACCCAGUCCUGAUGAAGAUAACAAGCUAGAAGUACAGAAAGUGUCCCCAACUCAGUACAACAAAGUUAUGAAUUUAGAACCUGAAAAUACAUUGGACCAACAUUCCUUUUCUUUGCCAUCAUGUCGCAUCAGUGAAUCUGUACAGAAGUUAAUGGAACUUGCAUAUCAGACUUUACUAGAGGCAACAACCAGCAGUGAUCAGUGUGCUGUUCAACUUUUCUACUCUGUGAGGAAUAUCUUCCAUUUGUUCCAUGAUGUUGUACCAACUUACCACAAGGAGAACCUUCAGAAACUGCCCCAGUUGGCUGCCAUUCACCACAACAACUGCAUGUACAUUGCUCAUCAUUUGCUGACCCUUGGACAUCAGUUCAGAUUACGACUGGCCCCCAUCCUUUGUGAUGGCACAGCUACUUUUGUGGAUCUUGUUCCUGGCUUCAGGAGGCUUGGGACAGAGUGUUUUUUGGCUCAAAUGCGAGCACAGAAAGGAGAACUUCUGGAAAGGUUAUCAAGUGCUAGAAAUUUUUCAAACAUGGACGAUGAAGAGAAUUAUUCUGUAGCAAAUAAAGCUGUCCGACAGGUACUACACCAGCUAAAGAGACUUGGAAUUGUGUGGCAGGAUGUCCUGCCAGUGAAUAUCUAUUGCAAGACUAUGGGAACUUUACUCAAUACAGCAGUCUCUGAGAUCAUUGUACGGAUCACUGCCCUCGAGGACAUCUCCACUGAAGAUGGUGAUAGAUUAUAUUUCUUAUGCAAAACAGUGAUGGAUGAAGGACCCCAAGUAUUUGCACCUCUAUCUGAAGAAAACAAGAACAAGAAAUAUCAAGAAGAAGUUCCAGUCUAUGUGCCAAAAUGGAUGUCAUUCAAAGAAUUGAUGAUGAUGUUACAAGCCAGCCUGCAAGAAAUUGGGGAUCGGUGGGCAGAUGGAAAAGGGCCAUUGGCAGCUGCAUUCUCAUCCAAUGAAGUAAAAGCUUUAAUUCGUGCCUUGUUCCAGAACACAGAAAGAAGAGCGGCUGCCCUUGCUAAGAUUAAAUAGCUACAUCUUCCUGAGAAAGUUAUGUCUGUCUUACUAUUUGGAUUUCUAUCUUGGCAUACUUAUUCCUUUAAAGACUUCACCAAAACUCUUGGUUUACUACCCACUGGUUUUGGCCUACUACCAGGUUUUGGUGAACCAAUUUAUCAUGAAAGUUUGAUUUCACCUAAGAACACUUUACCUCCUGGGCUGUAUGAAGCUUUGUUGAAGAACGGGAUGUUAUGAUGUCAAGUACCUCAAUUUGUUGACUUUCUAGCACCCUUUCUUGAUAAGAAACUACAAGGCAGCAUUAUUUCAUGUUGCUUCCAGGGUCCUCUGGGAACUGUAUUUGUCAUAAAUGUAGGCCCUGAUCUCAGAUCAAGGAAUCCAGGAGAUUCCAAGAGUCUGGGAAAAGAAUUUAUGAACAAAUGGGAGAUAUAUUUUGGGGAGGGGAAGUUAGAGUGGGGGUAGCUCAACCACAUUGGCCUUGUAGAAAACAAAGAGACUUCCUUUAAUAUUUCUUUCCAAUAAAUAAUGCU
This is a messenger RNA of Condylura cristata (star-nosed mole), 2952 nucleotides long. RefSeq names its product zw10 kinetochore protein (gene ZW10). Lineage: Eukaryota; Metazoa; Chordata; Mammalia; Eulipotyphla; Talpidae. The coding region runs from base 98 to 2437 and encodes 779 amino acids. The record is from RefSeq and is a predicted model, not a curated record. Gene Ontology annotation, cellular component: chromosome, centromeric region; nucleus; RZZ complex. Gene Ontology annotation, biological process: mitotic spindle assembly checkpoint signaling; mitotic cell cycle; endoplasmic reticulum to Golgi vesicle-mediated transport. The transcript has 16 exons.